AUGUUAUCCCUACUCUUGUCACUGUUUUUUCUGCUCUCCCUCGCCACAAGCCACACCCUCACAUUCCACAACCUCUUUUCCUCUCCGCGCCUCCUGAUCUUCACACCCAAUAGCGGCAGCUAUUCUAUCCCACCCCAAACAAUAGCGGCGUCUCAACAUCUUUCACUCUCGAUCCCUGACUGGAGCGGCAAUUUCAAAGCUGUAGACCCUGAUCUCUAUGAUAUAGAAAACCCAGGACCGGAGAAAUACAUUUUGGGCGAAGUAUGUUUUGCUUGUUGGCAGGAUGUCACGUUUUUUGACGUCAGUGCGAUUUGGAAUUGUUGUGAUAACGAGGGUGUGCAUUGGAUGUGGGGAUAUGAUGAUGAUGAUGAGAGAAAUGGGACUGGGGAUGGAGAGUACGAGUCGACGAGAGAGGCUGUGAUUGAGGGAGAUGUAUCUGGAUGUGAGAAGUUUCCGUGUGAAGGGGUUUAUAAUGAGAGUGAUGAUGUGCAGACGAAGACGACGACGAAAGAUGCAAUUUGGGUUGUUUUGGGCCCGUAG
Molecule: messenger RNA, 540 nt
Organism: Botrytis deweyae
Lineage: Eukaryota; Fungi; Ascomycota; Leotiomycetes; Helotiales; Sclerotiniaceae
Exons: 1
Coding region: 1-540 (179 amino acids)
Source: RefSeq, a predicted model, not a curated record